Phaeoacremonium minimum UCRPA7 is the source of this 1143-nucleotide messenger RNA. RefSeq names its product putative ligninase h2 precursor protein. The record is from RefSeq and is a predicted model, not a curated record. Lineage: Eukaryota; Fungi; Ascomycota; Sordariomycetes; Togniniales; Togniniaceae. Bases 1 to 1143 code for a protein of 380 amino acids. The transcript has 2 exons. Gene Ontology annotation, molecular function: heme binding; peroxidase activity. Gene Ontology annotation, biological process: response to reactive oxygen species; cellular response to oxidative stress; hydrogen peroxide catabolic process.
AUGGGCAAAGCGUUGUCUGAGCUCAGACUACGACAAGGCGACGGCGGCGACUCGACAGAAGUUACCGGAGACCUAGCCACACUGCCAGAUGAUCAACUCACGCCUGUCGGCAAGCAGGUCAAGAGUAUGAUGGUCGGUGACGGCGAGCCCGAGAGUUCAGAGAAGUGGACCAGCUAUCCCAAGAAGGACACGCCGCAAUGUGCCGCCGACACAUGCUGUAUCUGGCAGUACGUCGCCAACGACAUGCAGAAGGUAUUCCGUGGCAAGUCCGGCCGUUGCACGGCUUUGGCCCGCGGCGCCGUCCGCCUUGGCUUCCACGAUGCCGCUGGCUGGUCCAAGGCCACUGCGCCGGGAGGUGGUGCAGACGGCUCGAUCAUCCUGGCGCCGGCGGAGAUGCAGAGAAAGGAGAACAAGGGUCUCGAGGAAAUCGUGGCGCAGAUGCAGACUUGGUACAGUCAAUAUCACCCGUAUGGCGUCUCGAUGGCGGACCUGAUUCAGAUGGGCGCAACCGUCGCGACAGUCGUCUGUCCCCUUGGUCCCCGGAUUCGAUCGUAUGUGGGCCGGCCAGACAGCACCGCCGCGUGCCCCGACGGGCUUCUCCCGCCAGUCACCGGCAGCGCGGACUUCUUGAUAGAGAUGUUUGAGAACAAGACCAUCCGGCCGCAUGGAUUGACGGCACUGAUUGGAGCGCACACCACAAGCCAGCAGCGCUUCGUGGACCCCGCUCGCGCAGGCGAUCCGCAAGACAGCACGCCGGGCGUGUGGGAUGUGCUCUUUUACAAGCAAACCCUUGGCAAUCCACCGAAGCGCGUGCUCAAGUUCCAGAGCGAUGUCGUCCUCUCUCAAGAUCCGCGCAUCAGCGAGGAGUUUCAGGAGUUUGCUGGGCAGGGCGGGCAGAAGCACUGGAACGAGGACUAUGCACGGGAAUAUAUUCGUAUGAGCCUCUUGGGUGUCUACAACAUCAAUAACCUCACGGAGUGCACCAAGGUCCUUCCUGCCUCGACAGCUACAUACAGUGCACCUGACCAAGCUCUUCUCGACAUUUGGCUAAAGUCCACUAAGAAUAUCAAAGAGAUUGCCAAAGCACUGCGGAACGGCGACUUGCUCACGGCACUGGCGAGCUUGCUUGUGGGUUUGUUGUAA